Messenger RNA from Dreissena polymorpha, 2035 nucleotides. Its product is annotated as 6-phosphogluconate dehydrogenase, decarboxylating-like. Gene Ontology annotation, biological process: pentose-phosphate shunt, oxidative branch; pentose-phosphate shunt. The transcript is spliced from 13 exons. Gene Ontology annotation, molecular function: NADP binding; phosphogluconate dehydrogenase (decarboxylating) activity. The record is from RefSeq and is a predicted model, not a curated record. Lineage: Eukaryota; Metazoa; Mollusca; Bivalvia; Myida; Dreissenidae. Gene Ontology annotation, cellular component: cytosol. The coding region runs from base 155 to 1609 and encodes 484 amino acids.
UAAUCGAAUAAACGGUUUGCGACGGUGUUGAAAUGGGACAUUCCUCCUAUAAAUAAUCGUCUGUCAAGCAGAAACAGGAUUUAAGUUUACCUUUUCAGUUGACGUGUCAACCGGAUUGUCACGUUUAUUCAAGCACCCACACUGAACAACGAAGAUGUCUGAACAAAAGGGAGAUCUUGCACUGAUUGGGCUUGCAGUUAUGGGUCAGAAUCUGAUCCUGAACAUGAAUGACCAUGGAUUCACAGUGGUGGCGUUCAACCGGACGGUGUCCAAGGUGGAGGAGUUCCUUAGCAAUGAGGCCAAGGGCACAAAGGUCAUAGGGGCCAAGUCAAUGGAGGACAUGGUGGCCCACUUGAAGAAACCCCGCCGUGUGAUGCUGCUGGUGAAGGCUGGACAGGCUGUGGACGAUUUCAUCAAUAAGCUGGUACCACUUCUGGAGAAAGGGGACAUAAUCAUAGAUGGAGGAAACUCAGAGUAUACUGACACAAACCGACGCUGUAAGGAGCUACAUGCAAAGGGUCUCCUGUAUGUGGGAAGUGGGGUCAGUGGCGGGGAAGAUGGGGCCAGGUAUGGCCCCUCUCUCAUGCCUGGGGGAUCAGAGGCUGCCUGGCCACACAUCAAAAACAUCUUCCAGUCCAUUGCAGCAAAGUCAGACAAUGAACCAUGCUGUGAUUGGGUGGGUCCCGAGGGUGCUGGUCACUUUGUGAAGAUGGUACACAACGGCAUUGAAUAUGGAGAUAUGCAGCUGAUCUGUGAGUCUUACCACGUCAUGAAGGAUGUGCUUGGAAUGAACCAGGAGGAAAUGGCACAGGUAUUUGAUGACUGGAACAAAUCUGAGCUAGAUUCCUUCCUGAUUGAGAUCACAAGAGACAUCUUGAAGUUCAAGGAUGCCAACGGGAAGUACCUCCUAGAGCAGAUCCGGGACACAGCUGGACAAAAGGGAACCGGAAAAUGGACUGCUAUUGCCUCCCUUGAAUACGGGGUACCGGUCACUCUUAUCGGUGAGGCAGUGUUUUCCAGAUGUCUGUCAGCUCUCCAGUCGGAACGUGUUCACGCCAGCACUCAACUUAAAGGUCCAGAUGCCCCCAAGUUUUCAGGCGAUCGUAAAGCCUUCAUUGACAACAUUAAACAAGCCCUGUAUGCGUCUAAGAUUGUCUCAUACGCCCAGGGGUUUAUGCUGAUGCGGGAGACCGCCAAGGAACUCGGCUGGAAACUCAACUUUGGAGGCGUAGCCCUCAUGUGGAGAGGAGGAUGCAUUAUCAGAAGCCGUUUCCUUGGCAACAUAAAGCAUGCAUUUGACAAGCAUCCAGAUCUGAGUAAUCUGUUGCUGGAUGAUUUCUUUAAAACUGAAAUCCAACGAUGUCAGGCUGCUUGGAGGAAUGUAGUCUCCACUGCAGUGUUACAUGGUAUCCCCACCCCUGCCUUCAGUACAGCCCUGGCCUUCUAUGACGGUUACAGGUCUGCCCGUCUGCCUGCUAACCUCCUACAGGCUCAGAGAGACUACUUUGGUGCCCACACAUACGAGCUGCUGGAUAAGCCAGGCACCUUCAUCCACACCAACUGGACCGGUCACGGCGGCAAUGUAUCCUCUACUACGUACUCUGCGUAGACCUGCUAAUUGUAGAUGCAUCAUUUCUGUAUUUUAGAAGAUUUCUGUAUGUUAGUAAAAUAUGACUGCCUUUUGGAGAAAGACCAUCGUUUUCUACUCAGAGAAAAAAAUCAAAUUAUUGGGAGACCUUUUUUUCCUACACAGUAUGAAUGUCUCUUCCAUGACUUACUCUGCAUAGACCCUUCGUUCUUGCUUCGUGAUGAAAAGACCAUCCUUCCUGUUUAGUGGCAGAAAAUAUUUGCGUUUUAGAGACCACCAUUAAUGUUCAGAGGCAUAAAAUAUUAUCUUUUGGAGAAAGGCUAUCAUUUUUGUAUAGAAGUAAAAAAUAGUCGCCUUUUGAAGAAAGAACAUCAUUUUUGCUUGGAAAAAAAAUACUUUGGGGGAAAACCUUAUUUUGCCUAUCAAAUUACUGCACUUGGGAAGGGG